Molecule: messenger RNA, 1073 nt
Organism: Folsomia candida
Lineage: Eukaryota; Metazoa; Arthropoda; Collembola; Entomobryomorpha; Isotomidae
Product: SEC14 cytosolic factor
Exons: 7
Coding region: 118-969 (283 amino acids)
Cellular component (GO): cytoplasm
Source: RefSeq, a predicted model, not a curated record
GAUGGUAACUGGUGUGAACAUCGACAGUGUAAAGUUUACCUCCUUGUUCCAAGUAUUUAUUACAUACAUAGUAAAUUUACUGGAAAUUUGGAAAUUUUUAAAAUUUUGAAAUAUAUCAUGCGCCCGUCCGAAACCAAUUUAAAAUUAGUGUCGAUUAUUGUACUCCUUAUCUCUCACCGAUUACAGUUUGUUUCCUUGGUUGAACUUGAAGACGAACUACGGCUAACGAGAGAAGAGAAUGGAAAGCUGGAUAUGUUGAAAAUGAGAGUUGGUAAUAUCCGGGCGCACACUUGGCUUAAAACCGACCUUGCCCUUCUCCGGUGGUUGCGAGUUAACAAAUUGAACGUGGAGGAAGCUGAGACCGCCUUUAAACAUGUAAUACGAAAUUGUAGUAACCUUAAGUGGAGAAAGAUAAACAGGAUAGAUUCCAUCCUGCGGGAAGAUUGGACCUUCUGGGAACGCGAAUAUUAUUUCGAUUGUAGUGCCACGGACUAUACGGGAAGACCAGUUUGCACUGGUGACAUUUCUGAGUGGGAUAUUCGCCAAGCAAUCAUAUCGGGUGAGGGUGAAACACUGCUGAGAUACAUGAUCAAAACAGCGGAAGAUGCGUCCACCCGGGUUUGGAAAUCGCAGGAAAUGGGAAAGAAUGUGACGCAAUGGAUCACAAUUUGGAAUAUGGAUAACUUUAAUCUUGCUCAGCAUGGAUGCGUGCAAUGUAUUUCUCUCCUGGUACGAUUUACUACCACAUUUCAAACCAAUUAUCCAAACGGGAUGCAUAAGCUUAUCUCAAUUAAUGCACUGGACGUCUUCCAAACCGUUUUCAAUCUUUUUAAACACGUCAUGAGCAAAGCCAUGCAGGACACGUUUCAUAUUUUUGGCACAAAUAAGGACGAAUGGAGGAAGGAAUUGCUUUCGCUCAUUCCGGAAAAUGAAUUGACUCCGAAUUUUGGAGGAACGAAAAUAAGAUGAUUUAAUUUGCAUAUUAAAUGAUAUGUAUGUUUGCGGAAUCUAAAAAUAAAUUACCAUUGCAACCCAUGCAACAAAGGGAUGAACCAAUGGAAAAACAUUAUGUA